Thalassophryne amazonica is the source of this 1677-nucleotide messenger RNA. It is a transcript of the gene tufm, whose product is annotated as Tu translation elongation factor, mitochondrial. The transcript is spliced from 10 exons. Gene Ontology annotation, cellular component: mitochondrion. Bases 104 to 1444 code for a protein of 446 amino acids. Gene Ontology annotation, molecular function: GTPase activity; translation elongation factor activity; GTP binding. The record is from RefSeq and is a predicted model, not a curated record. Gene Ontology annotation, biological process: mitochondrial translational elongation. NCBI's taxonomy places the organism in Eukaryota, Metazoa, Chordata, Actinopteri, Batrachoidiformes, Batrachoididae.
GCGAUGAUGCGGCAAGUUUGUUUGACACUGAAACGAACCGACGUUGACCGACUAAUUACUCUCUUAACUAACUGAUAGUCUUUGAUUCAUCCAACCAUCCAAGAUGGCGUCGCUUAUAAAGCUGCGUGCAUGUUUCUCUGCCCUUAAGGUUUCUUCGCCAUCCUUCCUGCACAGUACCUUCCAACUGUGUGCUGUGCGUCUCAGUCGACGGACAUUUGCUGCAGAGGCGAAAAAAACUUACAGCAGAGACAAGCCUCAUGUGAAUAUUGGAACAAUUGGCCAUGUUGAUCAUGGCAAGACCACUCUGACUGCAGCCAUCACAAAAGUACUCGCUGAUGCUGGUGGUGCUGCCUAUAAAAAGUAUGAGGAAAUUGACAAUGCCCCUGAAGAGAAGGCCAGAGGAAUCACCAUUAAUGCAUCUCACGUAGAAUACGCCACAGCCAACAGGCACUAUGCUCACACAGACUGCCCUGGUCACGCUGACUAUGUCAAGAACAUGAUUACAGGCACUUCACAGAUGGAUGGUUGCAUCCUGGUGGUAGCGGCCACAGACGGCCAGAUGCCUCAAACACGCGAGCAUCUCCUGCUGGCCAGACAGAUUGGUGUUGAGCACAUCGUAAUUUACAUCAACAAGGCUGACGCUGUAGAUGACAAGGAAAUGGUAGAUCUGGUGGAACUUGAGAUCCGCGAGCUGCUGACAGAAUUUGGGUAUGAUGGCGAGAAUGUGCCUGUGGUAGUUGGCUCUGCACUCUGUGCCCUGGAGAACAGAGAUCCUGAACUGGGUGCAAAAUCAGUGUUGAAACUGCUGGAGGUUGUGGAUUCCUAUAUUCCUCUGCCAACAAGAGAUUUGGAUAAACCAUUCCUUCUGCCCAUUGAAUUGGUGUUUUCAAUCCCAGGCAGGGGUACGGUAGUGACGGGCACAUUGGAAAGGGGUGUCAUCAAGAAAGGAGACGAGUGUGAAUUUGUUGGGCACAAUCGGAACAUGAAGUCUGUGGUUACAGGUAUUGAGAUGUUCUACAAGUCUCUGGAUCGAGCGGAGGCAGGUGAUAACAUGGGUGCCCUGGUGCGAGGCCUGAAGAGGGAGGACUUGAGGAGAGGCAUGGUGAUGUGCAAACCAGGAUCCGUCAUGCCUCACCAGAAAGUCCAAGCUCAGGUGUACAUUUUGAGUAAAGAAGAAGGAGGUCGACACAAGCCAUUUGUCAGCAACUAUGGACCUGUCAUGUUCUCUCUGACCUGGGACAUGGCCUGCAGGGUGACUCUGCCCUCAGGAAAGGAAAUGGUUAUGCCUGGCGAGGACACCUCCUUGAUUCUGACACUUCGGCAGCCAAUGGUCCUGGAGAAAGGCCAGAGGUUCACUCUGAGAGAGGGAAACAAAACAGUCGGCACCGGCCUGGUCACAGACCUCCUGACUGUGACUGAGGAAGAUCAACACAACUGGGGAUGAGGAGUUCCUCAGAGGACUGGGCUGAGUGGGUGGGACACGGGAUAUGUCAAGGGUUGGGCUUCUGUAUGUGGUCAUUAAAAUAAAAUAUGCGACCCUGUGAACACACAACAGGAUAGCAAUUAAGGGCAAGGUUGUGAAGUUGGAACCAAAAGAAUUAAUGAGCUGUCAUGUUUGUUUUGGAGGCCAGACUGUCAUAUGUCAUUCAUGUAAUAAAAUGUAUUUAAUAAUAAAAA